Molecule: messenger RNA, 445 nt
Organism: Lingula anatina
Lineage: Eukaryota; Metazoa; Brachiopoda; Lingulata; Lingulida; Lingulidae
Product: poly(U)-specific endoribonuclease-C-like
Source: RefSeq, a predicted model, not a curated record
GUUGUUCUACUAUGUGAACGAGGCGUCGCUACUGCAGAAGCCAUCUUACUCGCUGUUUUUUUCCCUUCUUGACAACUACAACCCGUAUACUGGUCAGUUAGAGACCCUCAGCAGUGACGAGCUCUACGAGAUUGACCAGUAUCUGGAUUAUGUUUUGACCACUCCCGUUAUGGUGACACUGAUAACUUUCCUGAAGCAAAAAGGAUACACUAGUUCCGAUUCUGUGUUCCGUGAUCUUCUCGAUGAACUGUGGUUCCAGCUGUACCCGCGGUCAUCCUCAGGCCCCGUGGACAGUAGCGGCUUCGAGCACGUGAUGGUCGGGGAGUUAGAGCCCUCGUCGGUCACCGGGUUUCACAACUGGUUCCGGUUUUAUCAGCUGGAGAAAGCGGGCAGCUUAACGUACACUGGAUUCAUUUUGUCAGUGGAUACAUCGGUAGGGUACUAA